Anguilla anguilla (European eel) is the source of this 3844-nucleotide messenger RNA. RefSeq names its product serine/threonine-protein kinase Nek4-like. Gene Ontology annotation, biological process: protein phosphorylation. Bases 356 to 2902 code for a protein of 848 amino acids. Lineage: Eukaryota; Metazoa; Chordata; Actinopteri; Anguilliformes; Anguillidae. The transcript has 16 exons. Gene Ontology annotation, molecular function: ATP binding; protein kinase activity. The record is from RefSeq and is a predicted model, not a curated record.
UCGUCCCUGCUGUUUUCCUCAGCCACUGGUCUAUGUCUGAGGUAUACAACAACACAUACGAAUGUAGCAAGCUUGACAGUUCUUACUAAAUUGCGUGCUUCGAUUCUGCGGUUCAGGUUAUUUUUUAUACAGUCUAUGGUUGUACUGUACAACCGUAGUGUACUGUACAAACUUAUUACAGAGUGAUGGCAAGCUAGGUCACGAUGAAAUCCGUCUAGUUAAUUAGCUAGCCAAUAUGGAAAGAACAUUUGACGUUCCCUUUUUAAGAAACGACUGAUGAUUCUUCUUUUUUUUCUUAGUUGGCGCUAACGUAGAUAGCUACAUAUGAAAAAAUACAGUUAUCUAACGAAGGACUAUGGAGAAUUACCACUUUAUCCGAAUCGUUGGGAAAGGUAGCUACGGUGAAGUCAGUCUUGUCAGGCACAACACUGACCGAAAACAGUAUGUCAUCAAGAAGUUGAACUUGACGACUUCGUCCAGACGUGAGCGCAGAGCAGCAGAACAAGAGGCACAACUCUUGUCACAGUUGCGGCACCCAAACAUCGUUACAUAUAGGGAGUCCUGGGAAGGAGAGGACCGUAGGCUUUACAUUGUCAUGCGCUUUUGCGAGGGGGGUGACCUCUACCAGAGGCUGAAGCAACAGAAGGGCGAGCUUCUCCCUGAGCGACAGGUGGUUGAAUGGUUUGUCCAAAUUUCCAUGGCCCUUCAGUAUUUGCACGAAAAGCGCAUCUUGCAUCGGGAUUUGAAAACCCAGAAUAUCUUCCUGACCAAGACCAAUAUAAUCAAGGUCGGAGACCUUGGGAUUGCACGAGUGUUGGAGAACCAGAAUGACAUGGCAAGCACCCUCAUUGGAACACCAUAUUACAUGAGUCCUGAGCUUCUCUCCAACAAACCCUACAACCACAAGUCUGACGUCUGGGCUUUGGGCUGCUGCGUGUAUGAAAUGGCCACAUUGAAGCACGCUUUCAACGCCAAAGACAUGAACUCCUUGGUGUAUCGUAUCAUAGAAGGAAAGCUGCCACAGAUGCCCAGUAUGUACAACCCCCAGCUUGGAGAGCUCAUAAAGAGCAUGCUAAGUAAGAAGCCAGAGGAGCGACCGGAUGUUAAGCACAUCCUCCGGCAGCCUUACAUCAAGCAGAAGAUUUUCAUGUUUCUGGAGGCUACAAAGGAGAAAACCGCUGAGUCCAGAAAGAAAGGUCUCAACAACAGGCCCAGUGACUCUUCCUCUGUGGUCUUGGCAGACAUAAAAUGUGAACAGCCCCUUCAGUCACCCUCUGAUCACUGCAAAAGGGAAAAACCGAAGGAAGAAAAACAUUCCCAGCAUCACAAAGCCAGCAGUGUUCACGAGGAACCCUCCUCCUCAGCAGUAGAGCUGGUCCCAAAAGGGCCUGUGCAGGACUUUCUGAACAGCACAGAUGUGUCCUUAGCAACCGUCAGUAACGUCAAUAUUGAUAUCCAGCCCCGGGAAGACGAAGGGCUGCAGGACGCGGUGCCACCACUGCCCGAGCCACCUCGGAGCAUCAGUAAGCAGCCCGAGCCAGCAGAGAACACAAGGAGCAGGAAAGAGUAUCCCUCUCCACCACAGUCCUGGGGCGGGGCGCCAGUGUCAGGUGUCACCAGUGGGGAGGAAAAGAGGGUGUCGGAUGGCUCCAUGACGCAGGACUGUCCCCUCCCGCCAGGAGUGAGACCGGCGGACAGAGGCAAAUGGACCGUCGGGAGUCAGCCGCCUCCUAUAAACAUGGACGAGAAAAAUGACACAGUGAACCUGCUCCAGGAUGUGGACAGAGAAAACCAGAACAGAAGCCCUGAACUAAAGGAGAGCUUGGACUCAACAGAACAGCUAUUGGAACCAUUUAUUCCUGUCACCGUUGCGGAAUUCCCCCAUCAAGAUCCACUCCCACCUGUCCCAGAGCAGGGUGUGCCCCAGCUGCAACUCCCCUCUUAUACCUCAGAAUCCUCCCUGUCCCAUCAACACAGACAGAGGGACGGAGAGAAGCCACUGACUGAUCAAGACAGGGUAAAGACGGUCUCUUCCCGACCUUUGCCACCACCCCCUGGAGAUGCUUUUACAGUCAGUAAGAAGGAUAAGCACAGUGGCCGUGCGGCUAAGACAAAGCGUGUCAGUUCAUCAUGUCCCUCAGACUGCGGGUCUAAAGACGGUUCCAUAGCAGCAUCACAGGAUCGUCCCCUGACAGCAAGAGAGCGAAGACGUCUGAAACAAAAGGAAGAGCCCUUCAAUUUAGGUGUCCCUGUGCUGAGUCAAGCAUCCUAUAAUGUCACCCCUUUGGAGAGGGAGGAGGUAGAUUCCCAGAAUGCAAACGUCUGCCCUUCUUUAUCUGACACUGCCAUCGAAACAAACAAGGAUAGGUCACAACUGCAAGCUCCAGAAGAGGAUGAGAGUGGCUCCUCCACUAGCUCCACUGAUCACUCAGAAGGGGACUACAAAGAGAGGAAGAACAAGAGCAAUGAGAUGCAAGAUCUGGUCCAGUUGAUGACCCAGACACUACAAAUGGAUUCCAGAGAUCCAGCAUGCGAGCAUGAUGGCCCUGAAUCUGGCUCUACACAAAUGCCUGAGUUCAGACUGAAUAGGAGAUACAGAGAUACCUUGGUUCUAUAUGGAAAGGCCAAAGAGGAGCAAGAGGAGUUCCAACUCAGUGAAGUUCCCUCAGAUGUUACUUCUGGUUCUGCUAAGAUAAGGAGAGCAAUUGAACGCUUACGAACUGAUGUUGUGAGGGGACUGGGGAUGAAGCUUCUGGACAGAGUUAUGGAGAUUAUGGAAGAAGAUGAUGAAGACAAGAGAGAGCUUCAACUUCAGGAACAAAUGGGAGAGGAAAAGUACCAGGCCUAUGCUGUGAUGGUGCGGCAACUAAAAUUCUUGGAAGAUGUUGCUUUCAAAGAAUAAGGAGUCUAAAGAAUGAAUGGAAAAUUACAGCAAUGCAACUGCCAGUGCCUUUGUAUGGCUGAUGUCUGGACCACAUUCACACAUGGCUAAAAAGGAAUCCCUCUGAAUAUGCAGUUUAAAUCAAUAUUGUUUCUCCUUUCAUGCAACUGUGUCUUGUAGAUUUCUUUGUGAUGCAAUCUAAAUUAUAAUUUGAAUAUUGUUUUAAUAGAAUGCAUUUGAUAGACUAUAUUCACAAAUAAGACUAGUGUGAUAAAUCUGAUUUCAGAUUCAAAUGAAAUCAAAUAAAUAUUUAUAACCCCAGAAAACCUGUAGUACUUGAAGUAACCGAUUUGGUAGGAUAGUUUGAAGUAUGUCAACACAAAUGCAGGACAAUGCUUUAUUUACAUACUGUAUCAGAGACAGUCACACUGUUUCAUUUGUGCUGUUACCAUCUGUAUGAAUUAUAUAUUCUAUAUUCUCAUGUUUGGGAUUUUUUUUGAGGUGCAAAAUACUUCUACAAAAGCAUUUAAUGUAUCAGGUCUGUCUGGUAUACACAAAUGGUCACCCACAGUGGCAUCAGUGCAAUAAAUGAAUCCACAUAUAGAAAAAAAUAACCCACAGCACUAAGCUGCCAUUUUCUUUGGUGGAAUUUAUUAGACACAUGGAUAAAAAUAAAAAUAAACAUUUUGGUAAAAGAAAAAUUAGUAAUAAUUAUCCAGUUGUUACUUAUUUCCCUAAGGGUUGAACUUGCAGAGGAUAAUGAAGAAGGUCUGCUUGGGAUAAACUGUAGAAAGUGAACUGAAAUCCUGGGGUUUUGCACAGGCAGUAAUGCACUACUUGUGCUUUCGUGGCUUCUUUGUGUUUUCCUGAGUCUUCUCUCGCCCAUCUCCCGGUGAUUCUGGCAAUACUGGCUGCCAAGUCAAAGGGUUUCUCCGGUACAUAGGCCAAGGUGGCAGAGUGAGC